AGGGCGAUCUCCGGUUGGCUGUAAUUUCGCGUGCGCCCCCUGGACGCACAGUUGCAACUGAAACUUGUUGCCCUGCGCGCCUCAAAGACUAAAACAACUGAUCCCGAGAAUGAAUUUACUCGUCCCCUUUGUUGUGACUAUGCAUGUACACAACUUGACGGCUGCCAUUCACACGCUGAAUUAUUUCAUCACAACGGCCUCUCAAAUUCCAAACCUACCAGAGUACUGGGAGCUGGCUUAUGUUAAUGGCGUUCAGAUUUUGCAGUUUGACAGCAACAGCAGGAAAAUGAAAGCCAAACAUGACUGGGUGAACAAAAUCACAGCAGAGGAUCCACACUUCUGGGAGAGAGAGACACGCAUAAGUAUUGCCAAUGAGCAGGUUCUCAAAGUCAGCAUUGAACGCUUGAAAAAGCGCUUCAACCAAAGUGGAGGUGUUCACAUGAUCCAGAGGAAAAUUGGCUGUGAAUGGGAUGAUGAAACUGGUGAAGUUGAUGGCUGGGAACACUACAGUUAUGACGGAGAAGACUUCAUAUCAUUUGAGCUGAAGACGAUGAGAUGGAUCGCAGCACAUCAACAAGCUUUUAUCACAAAAAACAAUUGGGACCGGUUGGAUUUUUUAAAUUUUUUAAAACACUGGAAGGAUUUCCUCACUGAUAUUUGUCCUGCCCAGUUGAAGAAGCAUGUGAGACAUGGGAGGGACUUCCUGGUGAGAACAGCGCUUCCCACAGUGUCUCUCCUCCAGAAGAUGCCCUCCUCUCCCGUUACCUGCCACGCGACGGGUUUCUACCCCAGUGCGUCGGCCCUUUUUUGGAGGAAGGACAGCGAGGUGAUCCACGAGGACGUGGAGAUGGGGGAGACCCUCCCCAACCAUGACGGAACCUUCCAGACCACAGCCCACCUGAAAGUGGAAGUGACGGCCGGUGUGGAGGGCAAGUAUGAAUGUGUGUUCCAGCUUGCCGGCGUCGCGGAAGACAUCGUCACCAAGCUGGACAGAAGAAUCAUCCUGAGCAACGCGCGUAUCCAAGAAGAAGAAGUCAGGAAGAUGACGGCCAUCGUUGUCACGUUGGUGAUCCUUCCUCUGGUGGUGGUGGUGGUUGUUGCCGGGUUCCAUCGCCAGAUAGGUGAGCGACACGAAUGCUUCGUCGGUCAGGAGGAGCCAAAGGGAAGAUUUGCCUUGCGCCUUUUUGACAAAAAGUUAAUGUAAUAUUGUUUGUCUUUCCUUUCAGCCAUACACCCUCGAUCGUAUCAGUAAAACAUUUUCUACGAAGGUCUGAAUUAGAGCUCUGUUCCCAAAGUGUGAAUGGGGAUAACCCAAAACGACAACAAAUUGUUGUCAUGUAUCAUUUAAAGAAGAAAAACAGCACUCAACAGUACCGUAAUUUUAAAAACACACAUUAAUGACAUGAAGCAAGAUUUUUUUUUAUCAACAGGUUUUAUUUUCCUCACUGCAUCACUGGUCUUGGCCACCGGAGGGCAGUAUAAUACAGUCAUUGAGACGUCCGAAUUGCUUUCUCUCUGACAGCAUGCUCGCUCGCGCUCGUAUUUUUAGUCUGCGCUCACAGGUAAAGCAAAAAAAAAAGCAACAAAAAAAAAUAAAAGGGGGUUAAACAAUGACUUAUAUCUUGAAAAAUUCUGAAGUCAGGCCACCCGUAUGAGGUGGUACCUUACUGUGUAAUACAGUGACUACCUGGAAUUAAUUGAAAAAGGCAAAAGAGCGUAAGGAUUUCUAUUACAUCUUUGCAAGAUCCAUUCAGCUGAGAGUACCUUGCUUUAGCAAAUGUACUUCGUUCAUGCGUGUGACUGCCCCGCCCCCCAACAAUCUCACAUUGUGUUUUGCUCCCUCAGCCAUUGCCUGAUUCAGAGGUUGUUUCCAAGUUUUGACUGAGCCCGUUUCGGAGCGUCACAGGAUGAGUUAGCUCACAUGGACGCCACGAGAUCUUGGGUUUCUGGAGAGGGUUUCAGUAACAUGGUUUUGUGCAUUUGCUGUGCUCUGCUUUCUCCAGGUGUCAGAACGUAGGAGAGCUUGGAUUUGAAAAGAAAUGUUCUUUAUUCUUCACAUAGGUGAUUGGUGCAAUCAUAUUUUUUCAACGCUCAAAAUUGGUUUCUAUUUUUGGUAUACUAUACAAGGUUAGAUUUGAGGAGUGCCUUGGAUUGCUUUCUUCUGUCAGUGUCGGUCUUAGUGUCAUGUUGGAUUGUAUAAAACCCACCAGGGUUGCUGCAUGAAAAUGUCUUCUUUUUUCUCAUCAAGUUGUUGAAUUAUUGAAUGUAUUUGAAUGAAAUGUUAAAUGAAAAUGUGUUGGACUGUGAAA
Molecule: messenger RNA, 2309 nt
Organism: Hippocampus zosterae (dwarf seahorse)
Lineage: Eukaryota; Metazoa; Chordata; Actinopteri; Syngnathiformes; Syngnathidae
Product: major histocompatibility complex class I-related gene protein-like
Exons: 5
Coding region: 110-1204 (364 amino acids)
Biological process (GO): immune response
Cellular component (GO): external side of plasma membrane
Source: RefSeq, a predicted model, not a curated record